This is a messenger RNA of Scatophagus argus, 1283 nucleotides long. RefSeq names its product superoxide dismutase 2, mitochondrial (gene sod2). Gene Ontology annotation, cellular component: mitochondrion. Gene Ontology annotation, molecular function: superoxide dismutase activity; metal ion binding. The coding region runs from base 120 to 803 and encodes 227 amino acids. Gene Ontology annotation, biological process: superoxide metabolic process. The record is from RefSeq and is a predicted model, not a curated record. The transcript is spliced from 5 exons. NCBI's taxonomy places the organism in Eukaryota, Metazoa, Chordata, Actinopteri, Scatophagidae.
UCCCCACUCCCACCCAUGACGAUAAUGGUACGUUCCUCGCUCUGUCAAGUUGAAAUUGCACAUUUCAAGGGCAGUUACCAGUGUGUCUGCUCUGUGACGUCUACAUUAAGAGCACCACCAUGAACAUGCUUUGCAGAGUUGGUCAAAUACGCAGGUGUGCAGCCAGCCUGAGCCAAACUAUAAACCAGGUAGCUGCAUCAAGGCACAAGCAUACACUUCCUGAUCUGACCUAUGAUUAUGGUGCCCUGGAGCCCCAUAUCAGUGCGGAGAUCAUGCAGCUGCACCACAGCAAGCAUCACGCCACAUAUGUCAACAACCUGAACAUCACAGAGGAGAAAUAUCAGGAGGCACUAGCGAAGGGAGAUGUGACAGCACAGGUUGCACUCCAGCCUGCUUUGAAGUUUAAUGGAGGAGGCCACAUUAACCACACCAUCUUCUGGACAAACCUCUCUCCAAAUGGUGGAGGUGAGCCACAAGGGGAGCUGAUGGAGGCCAUUAAGCGGGACUUUGGCUCCUUCCAGAAGAUGAAGGAGAAGAUCUCUGCUGCUUCCGUGGCAGUGCAAGGCUCGGGCUGGGGUUGGCUGGGCUACGACAAGGAGAGUGGGAGACUUCGUAUCGCUGCUUGUGCCAACCAGGAUCCCCUGCAGGGAACUACAGGUCUCAUCCCCCUCCUUGGUAUCGAUGUAUGGGAGCAUGCCUACUACCUUCAGUACAAAAAUGUGCGGCCAGACUAUGUUAAGGCUAUCUGGAAUGUUAUCAACUGGGAGAAUGUGAGCGAGCGUCUCCAGAUCGCCAGAAAGUAGAAUCUAGUCCUCAGUUGUCCUCCAUAACCCCUUUCACCAUGACCUGGACCUGGAUCAAAUAGUAGAUGCAUAUAAUGUUCAGGUUUUCUGUGUUUGAAAUUUUUAGAUGAUUACCCACAUCAAAGUUGAUUAUCUAAAAAUACUCACUAUAUUGGUGCAGAUUACAUUGUCUGUAUGGCAGAAAUACCAUCCUACACUCACACAGGUUGAGGCUAAAUUAAAAUUAUAUGCAAGUGCUUUUUUAUCUCGGGUCUAGUCCCAACUCUCGACUUUUCCAGCACACAAAUUGACUUCCUUUCUCAUCAAGGUUGGCUUUUGAUAAUCACACCCAAAUACUGACUGCCAUACAUAUAACAAGAUAACCAGAGCAUAUUCAGUGAGCUUUGACUUUGUCCUAACAAUUCAUACCAAAGCCAGAAUGUGUUAGUGCAGUCUAUGUUUGAUGUAUUAUAAUAAAAUUAUAGCAUUUCAAUUGUAAAA